Molecule: messenger RNA, 3027 nt
Organism: Entamoeba invadens IP1
Lineage: Eukaryota; Evosea; Mastigamoebida; Endamoebidae
Product: RNA-dependent RNA polymerase, putative
Exons: 4
Coding region: 1-3027 (1008 amino acids)
Biological process (GO): siRNA processing
Cellular component (GO): nuclear RNA-directed RNA polymerase complex
Molecular function (GO): RNA-directed RNA polymerase activity
Source: RefSeq, a predicted model, not a curated record
AUGUCCAACGACACACAGUCCCCCGUCGUGAACAGACACACCAAAUUUAAAAAGGACAACUCAAAGGUUAAAGUAAUUCGCUACUGUGAGAUGUGUGCGGACGUUGGGUUUGGUUCUUUCGUUACACCAUCAUCCUACGCCUCUGAAAAGUUCUUUCCAAAUUCGUACGUCAAUAUCUUAAAGUCUGAAGUACAGGUUUCUACAAUGGAAUAUAUGUACAUUGUACCACACCACACGAUCCACCACGUUUUUGUAUCGAAUACGGAUACGAAAACUGUUGAUUCGGAAUUCAUAAUGAAAAAGGUGAUUCAGGUGUUGCAAAACAAUCACAAUAGCAGAAUGUAUAACGACAGAUUCAUUAUCAACAUCCCACUUCAAUACAUCGAGAACUACAACUUCACACCAAAAGUGUAUUUUUCAUAUCCAACGAUUCAAGAGACUAUUGCGCUGUUUCAAUUGGAGGGAUUGUAUCUCGAGGGGUAUAUUAUGUCCUCACAAAUUGAUGCAGAGAUUGUGUCGUAUUUGAAAACCCUCAAGAAGGAUAUGCUGAUAUUCUUUAAAAGGCAAACGCAAUUGAUGGCACUUGAAAAUGACUACCUCAGAAUAUUCAGCUUAAGGCAAGCAAUACAGACAUGUAAAGAGAAGUUCCACGAUUCGAUUGGGAAGUCACGCGAAGAUGACGUUGUACUGAGAAUGGAAGUGAACUCAUCAGUGGUUCGAAUGAGUUUUGGGUACAAUGAAUCCAAUGCUAUUCUCGAGGAUUUUUCAGAGGAGUUUCGUGUGAAAAUGCUGCGACUUAAGUUUUUGAACAAUGAAAAUAAGAUGCACGUACUUGAAAGGGUGGACACUGAUUUACUGGCAUUCUACUUGGUCAAGGGGUAUUCGUCUUAUUUCCAGAAUCGAAGGUACGAAUUUUUCUUGUCGAACCCGUCACAAAGCAGGUCGGGAGCAUGUUGGUUCAUUGAUAAUACCGAUGACAUUACGCGUGUUGCUGCGUAUAAUUCGCUUGGAAUUGACUUGAAAAGUGCCAAAAUUAAGAACUCGGGUAUUUUGUUGAUGAGAGCUGGACUGUUUGGAUCGGAUUCUGUAGCUACUGCCGGUAUCUACCCCCAGCAAAUUAAAAGAAUUGAAGAUGUAACCAAUGAAGGAGGCUACACGUUUUCGGAUGGGGUUGGAAGGAUCAGUCUUUCACUUGCAAGUAAAGUGUUUGCGGAGUAUCGGCGGUGUGGGGAGAAUGUCAUUCGAGUUGAAGAACCGGCGGCUUUUCAAAUUCGGUUUGCUGGAGUCAAAGGAGUUGUAUCUGUCGACUGCUUGGAUAAGAGUGAGAACAUCUACUUCAGGCCAUCACAGAUUAAGAUUGAGGCGUUUCCAGAAAGGGUCCAGAAACUGAGAGUUGUCCAAAUACCACAAUACAGAUCGGGGAGAAUGAACGAACAACUUGCUUUAGGGCUUGAGUAUCUUGAGAUACCGAUACCCAAUUUCAUACAAUGUGCGAAAGAAUAUCUAAGAAAAUAUUUCACGAGCAUUCCAAAUGAUGAGGUAGUCAGACUCUUCCAGAAGAAUGCCAAAAAUCCCACGGUAGCAAUUGCACUGAAGAUGGUGAUGGCAGCUGGUCGCGACUCCAAAAUAUUCGAAGAGCCUUUUGUGAAAGCGAAUUCACUUGUCCUUCGAAUGGCUAUGCUGUCCGAGAAGAGCGAUUUUAUUAAGUUUGAUAUUGAUAAUUCGGCAUUUUUAAUGGGCGUGAUGGACGAAACAGGCAUAUUAGAAGAGGGACAGGUCUUCAUUCAACUCUCCUCGAAUUCGGUCUUCGUUCCAUCUUCAAGGCUUCUUGCUGUUAAAUUCCCAGCUACACAUCCCGGCGACUUUUUGCUCUUACGAAAUGUUUGUGAAAAUGUGUUGUUUGAACGAAAACGCGGGUACGAGCGACUUGCGUAUUUAAAGGACGUCAUCGUCUUUUCGUCGAAGGGAUAUCGUCCUGAUCCGAAUAAGAUGGCGGGUGGAGAUUUGGAUGGUGAUGAGUACUUGGUCAUUUGGAAUCCACUUUUCCUUCCCAAACUUGGUAAGAAGUCACACCCGCCAGCAAAUUACGAUUUUGAGGAAACACAUCUUGAAAGAUUCUUGGAAUACAACGACAUGAAACACGCAUUUGUUUCACAGUUAUACUCCAAGUAUGUGUUGGCACAGAUAUCGACUUGCCAUAAGAAGGCGUGUAUGUCAUUGGGGAUGCAGGACGAGAUUUCAAAGGCACUUUCACAACUCAUAUCCGUGGCGGUUGACGCACCAAAGACGGGGGCAGAGAUAGAUAGUGGGGAGAUAAACGAGUUGGUGGAGAGAGUCAGAGAACAGAAGAUCGUUGGGCAGUCCGUACUCAUCGCGUUGAAGGACUUUUUCAACCAACAAGUGCCACUUGUGCUUGACAGAUUCCACGCGGAGUUGAUGGACAUAGUCAAUACACUUCACUACGAUACCAUUUUCUUGUCAGAUAAUAUCAUCCCAGAGCUCAUACCAUUUGUGAGAAGAACGAGAAACGAAUUCAACAAGCAGAUUGAGUUGUACAUUAACAAACAAAUACCGUACCGAAUACAACGAGAUACUGAAAGGACUCAACUUGUAGUGGGUGGUGUAUUCCGAACAAGUGGAAGUGAUCGGUUGGAGUGGGAAAAGGAAGAGAAGGGUGUUAUCAACGACCUCGAAAGCUUCAUGUUAGCUUAUAGAAAUCGAGUUGAGCAGGAAGCUGCGCGCAUGAAAGUCCCACUGAGGCGUAUGAUUGACGCGUGUUACAAGAUUACAUACGAUCAGAGGUAUUAUUGUGAAAAUGAAUUGUUGGUAUAUAGAUUGACCAGGAUAAAGUGUUUACUUUUUCCAUGGGCCGUAAGACCACAAAACAACAUCUUUUUCACGUCGGUUAUCCAGAAGAAGUCACUUCCGAAUAAUGUCCUUUCAAGAGUGAAAAACUUACCAGAUUUUAAUUAUAAUUUAAACUAUAAAUUAUACCACUGGCUAAAUAAAGAAAACCCAAAAAGGUGA